Aspergillus uvarum CBS 121591 is the source of this 1287-nucleotide messenger RNA. Its product is annotated as EF-hand domain-containing protein. Gene Ontology annotation, molecular function: calcium ion binding. Lineage: Eukaryota; Fungi; Ascomycota; Eurotiomycetes; Eurotiales; Aspergillaceae. The transcript has 5 exons. Bases 319 to 1266 code for a protein of 315 amino acids. The record is from RefSeq and is a predicted model, not a curated record.
GACAAAGGUCAAGCCAGUGAUCCUUGCUUGUACGGAAGGGAACUGAUUUGAAUCCUUUUGUUCUCUUUGGAGUGGUUGACAGAUCAUCUGCGCUCAUUAAACGGACUUUCUACCUAUGGCCUAAUAAUUCCUUCAUCUCCCCGAACUCCUUUCGGUCCUUGCCUUUCACUCCUAAAAUCUUUACACCUCGAGAUCUUACCUCACCUCCUCGUCGUGCCUAGAGGAUUGGGUGCAAACCUACGCUGCCCGUUUUGACGCCUGUCGCUCGGAUUGCGCCCGCCGCCCUUACGUCAGUCACGUCAGUCAGCCUUUGCCGCCAUGGCGUACAAUCAGUCCUACAAUCCAGAUGCGCUGCCAGCUCACGCAGAGCCCGAGCAGGUUGCGCAGAUGCUCGGUGCGAUGCAGACGAGCGGCUCGACUCACCAACGACCCCCUCGACAGUCUUCCCACCAUUCCUCCAGCGGAGUGCCUCCGCGCGUGCCCGUGUCCGGAGCGCCGAGCGUCAACCCGCAGCAGCGCUACCCAGCGCCUGUCCAACAGACUCACCAUGGUGGUGGGCGAUCGCCAACCGUUCCUGUCCAGCAACGUCCGCACCCAUUACACCCCUCACCUCCGCCCCAGAAUUACGGCUUCGGGCCUCCUCCCUCGCAGCCCGUGCGCAACCGUCCUCCCCCGUCGUCGCGUCCGCCCCAAUCCCCCCACCCUCCUCCACUCGCGGUCCCCGACGAUGACCCACAGCAGCUGUACCCCCUCUUCCGCGCGGCCAACACCUCGCACUCCGGGGCGCUGACGGAGCUGGAGCUGGGCUCGGCGCUGGUGAACGGCGACUACACCUCGUUCCACCCGAAGACGGUCAAGAUGAUGAUCCGCAUGUUCGACCGCAACAGCAGCGGGACCAUCUCGUUCGACGAGUUCGUCUCCCUCUGGCGCUAUCUGGCGGCGUGGCGGGAGCUCUUCGAUCGGUUCGACGUGGACCGCAGCGGCCGCAUCAGCCUGCCCGAGUUCGAGAACGCGCUGGUCGCUUUCGGGUACCGCCUCAGCCCGGGGUUCGUGCAGGUCAUGUUCAUCACCUUCGAGAGCAAGGGCCGGCAGAUGAAUGGGCAUACGUACGGCAAACAUGGCAUGAGUUUCGACCUGUUUGUGCAGGCCUGCAUUAGUCUGCGACGCAUGACCGACGUGUUCAAACGGUAUGACGACGAUCGGGAUGGGUAUAUUACGGUGAGCUUCGAGGAGUUUUUGACAGAGAUUCUUCAGUUGCAGGAUUAGAUGGAAGGCGUGGAGUUUGGG